Molecule: messenger RNA, 1518 nt
Organism: Penicillium olsonii
Lineage: Eukaryota; Fungi; Ascomycota; Eurotiomycetes; Eurotiales; Aspergillaceae
Source: the annotation of a GenBank genome assembly
AUGGGCUCGGAAGUCACUCUUUCAGAGGCCGUGCCGCCCUACAGUGCCUUCAGCGUUGCCAAAAAAAGGUACAUCGUGGCGACGGCGGCGGGCGCAGGUCUAUUUUCUUCUUUGUCUGCACAGAUUUAUUUUCCGGCCUUGGGUACUAUUGCCGAUGAUCUCAAUGUGUCAACAUCUUUGAUCAACUUGACUGUGACGAGUUACAUGAUCUUCCAGGGCAUUGCGCCCAUGUUUAUUGGCGAUUUCGCUGAUAGAACAGGCCGUCGACCGGCAUAUAUCAUCUGUUUUGUGAUUUAUAUUGCAUCCAACAUUGGACUCGCCUUGCAAGAUAGCUACGCAGCUCUCAUUGUCCUGCGAUGUCUUCAGAGCUCCGGAAUCAGCAGUAGCGUCGCUCUGUCCGCAGCCACGGUCGCCGAUGUCAGCACCAAACAGGAACGAGGCUCCAUGAUGGGCUUCGUGAUGGCAGGUAACUUCAUGGGCCCUGCUAUUGGACCAAUCAUCGGUGGUCUCUUAGCCCAAUAUUUGGGCUGGAGGUCCAUUUUCUGGUUCCUCACGAUCGCCUCCGGUGUCUUCCUGCUGCCUCUGCUAUUCUUCCUCCCCGAGACUGCUCGCAAUGUCGUCGGAGAUGGCGCGUCGCCUGCGCAAGUCUGGAACCGACCUUUCGUCCAAUACCUUAGACCCCAGGCUAAGGAUACUGCUUCUUCUAUGGAAAGCGUCGACCGGCAAGAUAGCCAUGACUCUCCCAAGAAGAUUGAGCACAAGUUGCGAUUCCCCAAUCCACUCAAGCCUCUUAUCCUGGUGUGGCACCCCAACUCUAUCAUCAUUCUUCUGGUGACUGGCGUCAUCAUGGGCGGUAACAUGACUGUGCUCUCCUCCAUCACGGAGAUUUACACAGCUCAAUACGGCCUCGACGAACUUGAAAUAGGUCUUUGCUACAUCACACUAGGAACCGGCUCCAUUGUCGCAUCCGUGAUCACAGGCCGUCUACUAGAUUGGAAUUACAAGCGCAUGGCCGCGAAGCUAGCCAGCGAUCCCACCUCCGAGCACGUCGGCACAGCAAACUCUGUGCCCGUCGAGAAGUCCCGGAGCAUGAUCACCAUCCCCCUAGUGAUUCUGGGAAGUGUGACUGUGCUAGCCUUUGGUUGGGUCCUCAAGUACGGUGAACCUCUUCCCGCCCCUGAAGUUCUCUUGUUCUUCGUCGGCGUAGGACAGACCGGUGGCUUUAUUUCCACCUCUACCCUGCUAGUGGACCUGCACACUGCUAACCCUGCCGCCGCGACCGCGGCGAACAAUAUGGUUCGGUCGUUCUUUUCGGCUGCCGCGUCGGCUGCUAUCGACCCCAUGCUGACGGCCAUGGGUCGCGGAUGGGCUUUCACACUGGUGGCUUUCAUCUUGUUGUCCACGAUUCCUUUCCUGUUGUUGCUUUGUGGAAUGGGGCGUAAGAGGGAGACUGCGAAGAAAGUAGACAGCUCUGCUGAGAGAGCUGAGGUUCCAGUUUCUCAAAGAUCUGAGGAUUAA